Messenger RNA from Topomyia yanbarensis, 1723 nucleotides. RefSeq names its product cytosol aminopeptidase-like. Gene Ontology annotation, cellular component: cytoplasm. Gene Ontology annotation, molecular function: manganese ion binding; metalloaminopeptidase activity. The transcript is spliced from 5 exons. The record is from RefSeq and is a predicted model, not a curated record. The coding region runs from base 1 to 1605 and encodes 534 amino acids. Gene Ontology annotation, biological process: proteolysis. NCBI's taxonomy places the organism in Eukaryota, Metazoa, Arthropoda, Insecta, Diptera, Culicidae.
AUGGUACCCAUGGUGCUUCCCCAGUUCCGCCCGAUGCGAUACGUAGGAUCCCUGCUGCGAAGGACUUUCUCCACCAAUAUUGGUGAAAACCGGGCUGAGAAAGGUUUGGUGCUGGGACUGUACGAACAAGAGAUCGAUUCGGAUGAACCUCGGCUUACUCCAGUGGCCGGGCAUUUUGAUGCCAAAACCGAAGGUCAGCUGCAGAACUUGAUCAAGGAGUCCAAUUUGAAAGGUAAAAUUGGAACGUGCAAAGUUUUUAACAACAUUGAUCCGGAUUUUGGGUCGGUUGCUGUUGUCGGACUCGGGCUUGAAGGUCUUGGGUACAAUGAAUUGGAGCAGCUGGAUGAAGGCCUAGAAAAUAUUCGCAUUGCAGCCGGAGUAGGAGCCCAUUGUUUGGCUAAAAAUGGCUGCUCAAGAAUUUGGGUUGACCCGAUGCAAGCAGCUGAACAGGCAGCGGAAGGAAGUGGUUUGUCCACAUGGAAGUAUCAGGCAAAUAAAAUGAAGCAAGAGCGGGUCCCGAUCCCGAAAUUAGAGCUGUUCGAUUCACCAGAUGGAGAUGCCUGGACCAGAGGUCUAUUUAAAGCGGAUGCUCAAAAUUUGGCCAGAAGCCUUUCGGAUGCGCCUGCGAACCAGAUAACUCCGACUGCAUUCGCACAAGCUGCGGUUGAUGCGUUGUGUCCUUGUGGAGUGAGCACCGAAGUUCGAAAUAUGGAUUGGAUUGAGUCCAAAAGCAUGGGAACAUUCCUUGCAGUUGCUAAAAGUUCCUGCGAACCACCGGUCUUCCUGGAAAUAAGCUAUUGCGGUGAGCAUGAUACAGGGCGGCCGAUUAUGAUGGUCGGUAAGGGCAUAACUUUCAACAGUGGCGGACUGUGCCUGAAGGAAUGUGACGGUAUGUCACAGUUUCGGGCAAGCAUGGCAGGAGCUGCAACCAUAGUGGCCACGAUUCGAGCAGCGGCUGCCUUAUCACUCCCCGUUAAUCUGGUUGGGUUGAUCCCUCUGUGCGAAAAUAUGCCGUCGGGAAUGGCAUUUAAACCGGGAGAUGUUAUUACGACACUCAAUGGAAAAACAGUUGCAAUUCACGACACCAACAACGCUGGUCGACUGAUCAUGGCAGACACCUUCAUCUAUGGCCAAGCUACGUUCAAACCGAAGGUCGUUUUGGACGUGGCUACUUUGACGCACGGAGUUACACAUGCUUUGGGUGGUGCUGCUAGUGGUGUCUUUGCCAAUUCUGACUUUUUGUGGAAGCAAAUGCAGAAAGCAGGAGCCAUCACUGGGGAUCGGGUUUGGAGGAUGCCUUUGUGGAAGUAUUUCACGCAUAAAGUUACAAAUUACAGCAACGUUGACAUAAGUAACACAGGUCAGGGUAAAGGCAGCUCGUGUCUAGGGGCCGCGUUCUUAAAGGAGUUUGUUCCCUGUGUCGAUUGGAUUCAUCUUGACAUCACUGGAGUGGGUAUGCUCAAGAAAGGUGUUGGCAUUCCUUACCUAACGGAGAACCGCAUGACCGGUCGGCCGACCCGAACGCUGGUUCAGUUCUUGUAUCAGAUGGCGUGCCCAGAUGAGCAGGUCAAAAGUCUAAAGGAAAAGGGCGUUGGUUCUCAAUAAGCAAUUUUUUUGGUGCCUAAAUUUCACGCAGUAGUGUAAGUGGUGGAUGGGAAAUUUUCUUCCCUUUCACCGAUAAUUUAUUUUUAUCAUCUGAAUUUUAAUAAAUUCGUAAAUUGCA